AUUCUUCUUAAAGCAACUGUUGAUUCGAACAAAUUUGAUAAAAUUUUCCCACAUACUACAUCUACAUCAUCAUCAUUAUUGUCGAGUGAAUUCAGUGGCCAAAAUAGUCGCAAAAAUACGAAUAUAAAUUCUAAAAUGAAUAGAUUCAUGAUUUUUGAUCCGAAAAAUUUCAACCUAAAUGAAUUAACCAGUAAAAAUAAUACAUCCAUUGUCGGUCUGAUUGAUCUGGAUUCGGAUGUAUUAUUUUUUGGUAAUCUUACAACCAGUGAAAUGACUUUGUUGCUUGGCCUUGAAAAUCAGACAUUUUCUUAUGAUGAAAAUUCUUAUCGCUCAGGAUAUGAUGAUGAUGAUGACACAGGUGGUGGCAGUGGUUUCGGUAAUUUUGAUAAUAUUGAUUCAUUUGCUAUAUUAGAAUUUUGGCCAGGUCAAUUCAUUCUAAUAACAAUGUAUUCAUUGACGGCAUUUCUAUCAUUAUCAUUAAAUAUAAUAACAAUAAUCGUUUGGUUCUAUGGUGAUAGAUCACAAUCGACAGAAAUAUGGCAUCUAUUGGUUAAUCUAUCAUUGGCCGAUAUUGGCAUGGCCAUAUUCUGUAUACCAUUCACCUAUACGAACGUUAUGCUACAGCAUUGGAUAUUUCCACAUUCAUUAUGUCCGGUAGUUAAUUUUACACAAUUAUGUUUUGUAUUUGUUAGUGUAUGGACAUUGACAAUCAUCAGCAUUGAUCGAUAUUUUGCAAUUGUACAUUCAUUAUAUAAAUUCCACUAUAGUAAACGCUCAAUAUUGGCCAUGAUAUGGCUAGUUGGUUUAACAUUCGCAUCGACACAAUUAUUCGUUUCACGUGUAUCACCAUAUAUGCUUUCAAAUCAUAAAUUAUAUGAAUGUAUUGAAGUUUGGUCAGAAGAAUUACAUGGCCAAAUCUAUACCGUAUUGGUAUUUGUAUUAACAUUUCUUAUACCAGUCAUGAUUAUCAGUUUAGCCUAUUCAGCUAUAUGGUAUCAUAUGGUCAAUCAUGUAACACCGGGUAAUCCGGAUGUCGUACGUGAUACGCAUCAAUUAGAUGUGAAGAAUAAAGUAUUCAAAAUGUUAACAAUGGUUGUCGGCCUAUUUAUUAUUUGUUGGCUUCCAAUACAUUUUUUCAAUCUUCUAUUAUAUUUUGAGCCGAGCAUCAUGAAUAUUGAAACGGAAGUCAUGUACAACGUAUAUUAUAGCUCAUUCUUUGUAUCACAUUUUCUUUCAAUGGUUCAUAACUUAAUGAAUCCAAUUGUAUAUUGUUUCAUGAGCGAAAAUUUUCGGCACAACCUAUUAUCAUUAUUUCCCCGUUACACCAAUCGUUUGAAACGGUUAAAUUCGAAAAGUAUUGAUCAUGUUGAAAUGGAAAUACCAGUAACGGAUACGAAUCCGUAUAAUGUUACAAACAACACAACAACAAAUGGUGUAAUAGCGCCUACAGCAACAACGACUACAAUAUUAAAUAUAUCAUCAUCGAAUGGCAAAACAAUUGAAACGACAACAAUGGCCAAGAUGGAUGUUAUUACACCUAUACAGAUAGCUUCAACCAUUUCAUCAGCAAUGUCUAAAUCAUCUGAUUCAAAUCGAUUCUAUAUGAUGAUUACAACAGUGCCAACGCUUUCGACAUCGGUAACUACAACAAAUCAUAAUCAUUUCAAUUCUCAACAUCAUUGUUAUUCAGUAUCAUUAUCAUCAUCAUCGCCAUCAACGAUAUCAUCCUUAUUAUCAUCAUCUGCAUAUUCGUCUUCAUCACCUGUGUUAUCAUAUUCAUCAGCAACAUUAUCAUUAAAUAAUAUGACCACAGCUAAUCAUUUACAUCAUCAUCAUCAUCACCAUCAUCAUCAUAAUCAUUCACAUCAUUAUCAUCAUCAUCAACAAAUACCAAUGCACAAAAUAUCCGAUAUGUGUAUGAAAUCAAAUUAA
Molecule: messenger RNA, 1932 nt
Organism: Dermatophagoides farinae (American house dust mite)
Lineage: Eukaryota; Metazoa; Arthropoda; Arachnida; Sarcoptiformes; Pyroglyphidae
Product: neuropeptide Y receptor type 2-like
Biological process (GO): G protein-coupled receptor signaling pathway
Cellular component (GO): plasma membrane
Molecular function (GO): G protein-coupled receptor activity
Source: RefSeq, a predicted model, not a curated record